AAUGCGGUUAUGGAUUUGGGUGGUACAAGAUUCUAGCUGGUUCCCAGGAAAAAUGACACCUGUGUCACUAGUUAACUUGCACAGACAACUGUGGUUGACAUUUUGUGCUCAAAGAGAUAAGAUCACACAAAAAUGUGCCCAGUCCUUAUCAGUUCUCUUACAAAAAAAAAAGGUCAUCAGAGGUCUCAAAGAUUUGUUAUAUGGCCACUGAAUCUAACAAAAAUCAGGUUACGAAAUUUUGUGUGGUUUGGUGAACCUAUGUUGAAUUUAUGCUGUGGGAACACUUAAGGUUCUGUUCUUAAGGCUAUGAUCUGUUUGCAUAUAUUCUUGAAUGAAAUUUUUGAGUAUGGAUCAUCAAUUUCUUGAUUGAAAAGAUUGGUGAUUAAUUGGGGGGUUAGGAUAAAUUAUUUUUGAGUGAGCAAAAGGAUUUUUCUUUCUAUUGAUUUUAUGAAUUUGUGAGAAGUUAAACAAGAAAAUUUCAGUGUGUAAGAGGGUUUUAGGAUUUCUGAGUAGAUUAGUAUCCUUGUGACAUGAAAGAGAAAAUUGAUGAUGGAGAGGUAGAGCUAUCAGUUGAUUCAUCUACUAAUGUUUAUGGAUCACUUUCUGGGGAUUCAUUUCUUGAUGAUUUUCUGAGAAAUUCACAAACAUGUACCCAUACUCACACUUGCAAUCCUCCGGGACCUGAUGCUGCACACACUCACACAUGCUACCAUACUCACACCCAUGUCUUUCCAUCCGAAGAAGACAACACCCCUCGCAAUAGAACAAGUCCCAGGUCGAAACCUCGUAGGGCUUUGGGUAAUAGAGAAGCGGUUAGGAAGUACAGAGAGAAGAAAAAGGCGCAGGUGGCCUAUUUGGAAGAGGAAGUUAAGAAAUUGAGAAUUGUGAACCAGCAACUCAUCAAGAAACUACAGAGGCAGGCUAGUCUUGAAACUGAGAUUUUGAGGCUGAGGGGUCUUUUGUUGGAUCUUAGAGGAAAGAUUGACAAUGAAUUGGGAGCUUUCCCCUUGCAAAAACAGUGCAAUAAUAUCAAUACUUUUAAGGAAGGAGAUUGUGGGAUUCAGUCUACUGGUGAGGAUGAUUUGCCAUGCUUGGCUGGUUCAUCUAUACCUGCCAAUAGUAUAGGUGGAUGUGGCAUGGCUACCUGGGAAACAAAUUGCCAGCCUCCAACCAUUGAUUGUCAAGCCAAUGCACACAAUGUGGGAAGUGCAGAAAAAUGCUUUGAAGGCUUAAUGGAUACAAUGUUGUCAUCUGCAUCUCGAGCAGAGUAACCAAGUGCGCACAGUAGUUGACAUCACCGGACAGUACAGUGGACAAAAAAUUAGCAUUCCAUUCUUCUUUAACAAUGUUUUGUCCACUCCAGUCCAACCCAACCAAACGAAACGUAAAGGCAGUAGAUUUUCAUGCUUCAUAUUGUUUAUGUAUACUAUAUGUAGAGUAGUUUAUGCUAAUAGAUGUAAUCUAAAGAAUAAGGAAAACGUUUGUGUACAGAAGAAUGAAUACAUGACAAACUUGUACCUCUAUACUUUCAAGGAACUUAUAAUGUUGCGUUACUAAACAGCUUGUUUUGUACACUGUAGAAUGAAAAUUUGAUCUUUAUGUUC
Molecule: messenger RNA, 1604 nt
Organism: Olea europaea var. sylvestris
Lineage: Eukaryota; Viridiplantae; Streptophyta; Magnoliopsida; Lamiales; Oleaceae
Product: basic leucine zipper 23-like
Exons: 3
Coding region: 531-1271 (246 amino acids)
Biological process (GO): DNA-templated transcription; regulation of transcription by RNA polymerase II
Molecular function (GO): DNA-binding transcription factor activity, RNA polymerase II-specific; RNA polymerase II cis-regulatory region sequence-specific DNA binding
Source: RefSeq, a predicted model, not a curated record